AUGCUGUCAGUUGCUUCACUGGCAGUGACGGCUGCGGCCGUUGCCCUCGCCGGCGUGGUCACAGCCCUGGACCCGACGCCGAUCAGUCUCAUGCCAGGCGACUGGCUGGGCAUAGAUGGCAAUUGGUCCACCGCUCAAUUUCUGCUGGGCUCUAAGUCCGACCUCGUCAAUGUCAUCGUGAGCACGGGGCUUUCGGAAUUCUGGGCCAUCGGCAGUGGGGGAUGUGCCGACAACGAGCUUACAUGCAGUAACGCCCGCGGUGGUCUUUACAGCCCAGUCAAGUCUAGCCACUGGUCUGCUCUGGGUACAUAUGAGCUAGGACUCAAGUAUUUGGGAGUGCGGGCGAAUGGGCAAUAUGGACUGGAUACCAUGAAUGCCUACAGCCCCGUCAACGACAUUGGCUUCGGCAUGGCAAACGUAUUAAUGUCCGCCAUCAACACCACCGAGCCCUUUCUGGGCAUGUUUGGGCUUGGCAUCCAGCAGGCCAACUUCAACAACCGCACGGUGGCCGAGUCGCCCAUGACGCAAGCUGUCAAGACGUUUGGUUGGAUACCAAGCUACACCUACGGCUUUACCGCCGGCGCCCACUAUCGUGGAACCGUUCUUUCGGCUACGCUGGGAGGAUUUGACAUCAAGAGGUUCGUCUCACACGACAACCGGUUCACGUUGGACCCCACCGAGGGUAUUCCACGCCCUCUCGUCCGAGGGAUCCAGAUCGCCGUCAACAAAAGUGAUGACAAGCCUAAGCACUGGAGUUCCAUGACCGAAGUCCUCUCCGACUGGAAUGGUGCGUUUACGGCAGUUAUUGACAGCUCGACGCCGCAUUUGUGGUUCCCCGAGGAAGUUUGCAACCGCUUUGCCGAGGCAUUGAAUAUCACAUACAACGAUACCUAUGGCCUUUACACCCUCACCAACGACCAGUACCGCAGUUUCUCCUCGAAAGAUGCAAUGGAGUUCACGUUUAGCCUAACAAGCUACGACAACCACGACGACUUUGGUCUUCCGCUCCAAGUCCCGGGGGUUGUCAACAUAACGCUUCCCUUGAAAGCUUUCGUCAGCUUGCUCGAGUACCCAUAUCAUUCACAGAUUAAAUAUGGCGAUCCCGCGAUCCCCUAUUUCACCCUGAAGAAAUCGUCAAACAAAAACUUUGUCAUUGGGCGAUCCUUCUUACAGGAAGCAUAUCUUAUUACCCGAUUCGAUUCGGCGUCUUAUUCCGUCCAUCAAGCCCGUUUCCCGGCUGUGGGCGACGCCGAGCUACAGCAAGUAAAGCAGCCCAACAAUAGCCCGUAUCCCGGACCGCCAGGACCCAAGACCGAAGGACUCAGCACUGGUCAAAUGGUUGGCAUCGCCGUCGGUGUUGAGGCUCCGCAAAAGCAAGGCGGCAGAUGA
This is a messenger RNA of Purpureocillium lilacinum, 1389 nucleotides long. NCBI's taxonomy places the organism in Eukaryota, Fungi, Ascomycota, Sordariomycetes, Hypocreales, Ophiocordycipitaceae. The record is from RefSeq and is a predicted model, not a curated record.